Molecule: messenger RNA, 180 nt
Organism: Phytophthora sojae
Lineage: Eukaryota; Oomycota; Peronosporomycetes; Peronosporales; Peronosporaceae
Exons: 1
Coding region: 1-180 (59 amino acids)
Source: RefSeq, a predicted model, not a curated record
AUGAGCGGGUUUAGUUAUCCUCAACCUACUUUCAUAUCUCCGACCUACAAUCCUACUUUCUAUUUAACGCUAGAUUCGAGUGGGUUCCUAACUUAUGAGUACGCGCAAACGCUCUACCUAGGAAAAAAUGAUUAUGGUAUGACAUAUAUCACAGGAAUAACUCAGGGAACUGUGGUGUAG